AUGAUCCGCGAGGGCGUGCUCGAGCUGGCCUUCGACGGCUACAAGAAGGCCCGCGGCUUCCCCGUCUUCACGGCGACCCUGAAAGAGACGCGCUUCGUCUACGAGCACCACUUCAUCGCCGAGUUCCUGCGCUGGCUCUUCGCGAUCUGGCCCGCGGGCAGCGGCCGCUACGGCGGCACGCCCGAGCUCGUCAUCCGGGGCGAGCGCGUCGCGCUGACGCUGCCCGAGAGCCGGCGGCGCCUCGCGGCCGUGCGCUUCGACUGCCGGAGUCUGGUGGCCGUGCGCCGGGGCAUCAAGGGCGUCGUCGCGGUCCCCGAGACGACGGUCAUCGACGUCGACGCCGCGGUGUCCGGCGGCGGCGUCGCCACGGAGGACUUUCUGGGCAGCCCCUGCGGCGGCUUCGUGAGCCCGGAGCGGCGCAUCGGCGACCUGCGGGAUUUGCGGGUCACGAUCGUCGGCACGCCGCGCGCGCCGGCGGCGGAACGGCGGUCGAGCCUCGCGUUCCUGCCGACGCGCGCGUCCGGCGCGCCGCAGAAGCUCCAGUUCACGCACGAGAUUGUCGUGGAAUUGAGCGUGUCGAAGAAGGUCGAGCUGGCGCUGACGCGGGACCAGUACGCAUGCGCAGUCGCUUUGUUCUUUGGGAACAUGGGCGAGGACGACGGCGACGGCGCGACGGCCAAGUGGUGGCAGGAGACGCCCUACGGCGCCGGCGCCCCCCGGGGCGUCCCCGAGGCCUGGUUCGCGUCCGGCAGCGCGCCCCACGCGCUCGCGGCGACGCUGGGCUGCUCCUGGAAGGUCGAGGUGACGGCCGCGCGCGGCGCGCGCAUCCGCAUGCGCGGCGACGGCGCCGCGCCGCCCGUCGGCGACCUCGACGCCGGCCCCCUGCGCAUCUCCCUGCACCGCGUCUCCGAGGGCGGCGGCCUGGCGAGCGAGGUCGACGUCCAGGGGUUCCUGCGCGUCCUCGAGCCCGGCGCCGACGAGCGCGCGGCGUGGGCCGAGGCGACGCCGCGGCGCGGGUCGACGAACGCCCUCACCUACGACCACCGCACGAACUGCGCGGCGAACUGGGUCGGCGUCUGGCUCGGCGCGCUCGCGGUGCGCGCGCCGCCGUCGCGGGUCAGGGCCGUCGUCGGCUUCCUCUUCGGCGGCUUCCGCCGGGCCCAGCGGUGCGUGCCGCGGCGGCCCGUCGACGCCUACGCGACCUUUUUCGAGCAUUGGCAGAGCGAGCUCGUCGUCGACUUUGGCGACGUGGUCUGGGAGCAGCGGGGCGCGGCGGGCCCGCGCGCGGCGAGCGUCGACGUCGAAAGCGCGCGGAUCACGCGCGUCGUCACGGAGACGACGACGCGCAUCGCGGUGCACGCGUCGCUCCGCGGGGCCUUUCUGUCGACGGCGCGGGGCCGGCCCCUGCGGCGCCUCGCGGAGCCCUGCGAGCUGCGCUACGACCGGCGCGCGACGUUCGCGAGCUCCGACUUCGACGCGGCGCCCUACGAGUCCGCGAGCGAGGCGUCGCUGGCCGGGAAGGAGGGCCCCGUGGACGUCUGCGGCGACGGCGCCGACGCGCGGGCGCUGCUCGACGUCGCCGCCGCGCUCGCGCGCGACGACCCGGCGCCCGGUGCGCCCGAGGCCGUCGUCAUGCUCUGGGCCGCGUCGCCCUGGGCGGCGGACCUCGGCCGCGUGGACCUGAGCCCGCCGGCCCACGCGGACUCGCGGGGCACCUUCGCCGCCAGGGUCGUGGUGCGCGCGCACGCGCUCGCGUUCCGCGCGCGGCGGCGCCUCGCGCGCGCGGAACUCGCCGUCGCGCUCACGGGCGCCUUCGACGGGUCGCCGUGUCUGCGCGCGACGGCGGCGCUGGACGUGCGCGGCGACGUCCGGCGCGGCGCCGCCUGGGAGCCCGCCGUCGACCCCUUCUCCUGCGGCGUCGAGGUCGCGCGGACGGCCGACGGCCGGACGGCCGACGUCACGGGCCUCGACGCGGUCAACCUCACGUGCACGACGGACGCGCUCAGAGUCUGGCGCGCGCGCCACUGGGACGGCGACGACCACGUCGAGCUCGCGGAGCGGCUCGACCGCCUCGUCUGCCGCCACCGCGUGCCCGGCGGCGGCGCGCUGAUCGUCGCCUUCCGCCGCCGGGGCCGCGCGGCGCGCGUCGCGCUCGCCGCGCCCGGCGACGAGGGCGUCGCCGCCGGCGACGACGGCCUCGUCGGCGACGACGGCGCGAGCUCCGACGACGAAAGCGACGACGGCCGCGCGGGCGACGGCGGCGACGACGGCGUCUUCCUCGCGGCCGUGUCCGCGGAGCUCGGCGACGGCGGCGGGCCCUGGACCUUCGCGCGGGGCCUCGAGCGCGCCCUCCGCCCCGGGUCGACGCUGCCCCUGCGGCUCCGGCGGGGCGGCGAGUCGACGUGGGUCGCCGCGACGGCCGAGGCGCGCGGCGGCGACCUCGUCGUCACGCUGCGGGGCCGCGCGUCCGUGCGCAACGACUGCCGCGACUGCGCGCUGGGGCUGCGGGCCGUCGGCGAGGACGGCGCCGUGCUCUUCGCGGCGACGGCGCCACCGGGGGGCGUCGCGUCGCUGCCGCCGCUCCCGGCGGCCGCGGUCCUCGAGGCGCGGCCCGAGGCGACGGCGUCGCGGCGCUUCGCGGACGUCGACGGCGCCUGGGUCGCGCUCGAGAGCCUCGGCAGCUUCGAGGCGACCUACGUGGGCGCGUUCCGCGCGGGCGGGCUCGCGUGCCGCGCCGCGGCGACGCGCGACGACCGCGGCGGCGCGGCGGUCGCGCAGGAGGCGUCGACGCGGGCCGCGGGCAUCGCCGUCUCCGCCGAGGACCACUUCGGCACGGAGGAGGAGCAGCCCGCCGUGACCCUCGACGGCGCGCGCCUCGUCGCCGGCGACGAGGACCACUUCUCGCGCGCGCCGCCCGCGCGGACGACGUCGCGCGACGCGGCGCCCGAGCCCGACGACGACGACGCCCGCGACGCGCGGCCCUGGAGCGUCGAGAUAUCGUUGGGGCCCCUGCUCGUCUUCCGCAACGGGCUGCCCGUGCCGCUGGCCUGGGAGCUCGUCGGCGGCGGGCACCGGCGCGGCGUGCUGCCCGCGGACGCCGAGGCGCCGUACCGUGGCGACGCGCCGUCCGUGUCGCUCCGCGUGCGCAUCGCCAACUACGCCUGGUCGCCGCCGCUGGAGAUCGCCCUGCGGGACGUCUUCGACGCGGCGAACGCCGCCGCGCGGCGGCCGCCGGCCGCGGCGCGCGCGGGCAGGCCGCCGCUCGUCGCGCGCGUCAUGCUGCGCCUCGACGCGCUCGACGCGACGCUGCAGGCGCCGGCGGGCGUCGAGCGCGUGCGCGUCGCGCCGUCGCUGCGCGUCGUCGUCACCGUCGACGCGUCGGGCGCCGUGGAGCUCGGCUGCCGCGCGGCGCUGCAGAAUCUGCUCGACGUCGCCGCGACGUACGGCGCGUGCGCCGACGACCUCGACGCGCUCUUCGACCCGCCGCCGCGCGGCGCCGCCGACGGCUGGUCGUCCGACGACGACGGCGGCGACGGCGGCGAGCUCGAGGAGGCUUUCGUCGCCAACUCGCACGCGGGCCUCGUGGCGCCGGGGGGCGCGCCGCGCGCGGCCCCGGCGCCGGCGCCGCCGGCGCCGGCGCCGCCGGACGUCGCGUGCGAGGUUAUAGGGCCCUGCGACCACGGCGUCGCCUUUCGCUGCUCGCGGCCCGCGGCGUCGACGCUCGCGAGCCUGCUCAAGGAUUUUUUCGCGGCCUGGCCCGGCGCGCUGGGCGCGGCGAGCGCCGCGGACCGGGCCGCCUACGACGCGCUCGCGGCGACGUUCGCGUUCGCGCGCGCCGACGACGGCGGCGGCGCCGCGUCGUGGUUCGCGGGAAGCGGCGCGCGGCUGCCGCUGCGGACGACGCUCGGCGAGCUCGCGCGGCGGGACCUGGCGUCCUUCGGGUCGUCGGCGUGCAGUUUGCGCGUCUGCCACGCGCUCGAGGCGACGCUCGACGCGCAGGACCGCGCGCCGCCAGUCGCGUUCGCGUGCGACGCCGCGGCGCGGCGCGCGCUCGUCGCGGACUGGGGCGCCGUCGUGCCCUGGGACCCCUGCGCGGCGGCGCGCCGCGUCGCGACGGAGCCGAUCCGCGUCGUCUUCUGCGACGCGUCGAAGGCGCCCGUCGACCUGCCGCCGCCAGCGGUCCGCGUGUCGUGCGAGGGUUCCGAAAAGUCCGCGCCGCUCGCGCUCCCCUGCGUCGACGCCGCCAGCGGCCGGCUCCGGGGCCCGUCGCUCGUCUUCGGACCGCAGCGGGCCGCGCGGCCGCCGGAGGCGCCGCCCGGCGGCGGCGGCGGCGCGCGGGACGACGACGGCGCCGCGGGGCGCGUCGAUGACGCGGACUCGGGCGGCAAAUCGGCACCGCACACACACAGGGCGGCCCGCGAGGCCGACGCCGCCGCGGCGUCGCUCAGCCUGAACUGCCCGCGGCCGCGGGGCCGCGUGCCCGCGUCCUACGAGCUCUCCGUGGCCGUCGCGGCCGACGGCGCCGGCGCGGCGCCGCGGCGCGCGCUCGCGACGUUGUUGCCGCGCGUCACCGUGCGCAACGGCCUCGCCGACUGCGUCCUCGAGGUCGGCCAGGUCGCCGUCGACGGCGGCGACCACGUGUUACGGUUGCGGCCCCGCGCCGAGGGCCAGCUCCGCUGGGCGUCGGCGUCCGCGCCGCGGCUCGUGUGCGUCCGCGCGACGUUCCGCGGCGGCGCCGCGCUCGUCUCCGGCGCGCUGCGCGUCGACGGCUUCGGCCGGCGCGGCGAGACGGCCUUCAAGCUCCACGACCCCGCGGGCGCCGCGGCGCCCGUGCUCUGUAGGCUCCGGCGCGAGCCGCGCGCGCGGCUCCCCGACGACGGCGGCGGCGGCCGCCGAACCGGCGACGACACGCUCGCGGUAAUCGAGCGCGCCGACGAGCGCUGGCCGCCCUACCGCAUCGCCAACGGCACGAGCCGCGUCGUGCGCUACCGCCAGAAGCUCGGGAGCGCGACCUUUGGUUUGGCCGUCGCGGAUUUCGACGGCGAGCUCGCGAUAUCGGACGGCGACACCGGCGACGCCGUCGUCGCCGAGCUCGCCCACGCCGGCCGGUCGCCGGGCCGCGAGGCCCUCGUGGCGACGCGCACGGAGGCCCAGGGCGGCGUCGUGCUCCGCGCGCGCGGCCAAUCGGGCGGCGCCGCGGAGACGUCGCCGACGUUCGCGGCGAAGCGGCCGUCGUCGACGCUCGGCGCGGCCGCGGAGACGCUGGAGAAGAACGCGCACUCGUUGCGGGACGCCUUGGUCGGCGGGGCCGCGUCGGCGCUGCUCGGCGGCGACCCCAAGGCGCCGCGGCGCAAGUCGACGUACGCGUCCGAGGCCUACGAGUCCGCGCAGUCGACGGCCAAGUAUUUAGGGUCCAAGGUCCACAAGGGCGCGCGGAAGAUGGGCGUCGUCGCCGCGUCCCACGAGGAGCAGACCGUGGCGCCCUGGACGGAGCUGCGGCCCAACGACGAGCACGUCUACGCGUGGGAGCGGCCGCUCGACGCCGUCGGCUACGGGUCCAAGUCCUACCGGCGCGCGCUCCAGGUCGAGUUCUACGACGCGACGCGCGACGAGUGGGGCUCGAACCUCAACGUGCCCCUCGACGCGCUGUCGACGGCGGCGGCGCCGUCGAAGGAGGCGAAGCUGCGGCGCGCGGCGGGCGCGGCCGCGCCGGACCUCGGCGCCGCGGGCCUCGACUACCGCCCCGUGGAGCGGCGGCACCCCUACCUGCCGGAGACCUGGGUCGGUGGCGUCGCGGCCGUCGACGCGUCGACGGCCGUGCUCUACGUCUUCGGCGACGCGAAGCGGUCCUUCCUCGCGGCCGUCGCGGACCUGCGGACCGAGGCGCGCGACGGAAACCCCGUCGAGCCGCGGCUGCCGCUCGUGACGCGGCUCGUCGCCGAGGAGUUCCUCGUGCCCGAUGCGGGCGGCGGCUUCAGCACCGCGGGCUACGCGCUCGCGGACCGGGACGCGGACGCGGCGCGGGCGACGUCGCCCUACGUCUGCGUCGCGUCGCCGAAAGACGGCGUGCUCGCGUCGCUCAAGGCGAAGGACGCGGCCGCCGCGCGGCGCUGGGUCGCGGACCUCCGCGACGCCGUCGACGGCGCGGGCCGCGUCGACGCGCGGCUGACGCUCGACGACGUCGCGAGCUCGUCGCGCGUGGUCUGCGUCGUGCGCGCGGACGGGCCCACGAAGGUGCUCGAGAUCUCCGAGGAGGGCGUGAGCGCGCGGACGCGCGACCGCGGCCGGGGCCGCGCGGCGGAGGCCGCGGGCGGCGACCGCGCGUUCGCGUUGAACCUCGCCGCGGCGUCCCUCUCCCUCGUGCGCUCGGGCGAGCGGCCGCCCGCGGCGCCCGCGCGCCGCGGCGCCGCGCCCGCGGCGCCGCGGCGGCCGACGCGCGAGGUCGCGCGGCUGCACGUCCGCGACGUCGGCCUCCGCUGGGCGAGCAGUGCGGCGGAGGGCACGGUGACCCUGGAUUUGAGAGUUGCCCACGUCCAGGUCGACAACCUGUUGAGCGUCGCGCCGCUCUACGCCGCGGCGCUGCGGCCGCGGCGCGCGGCCGGCGGCGAGUCCGGCGAGCCCGCGGUCGUCGCGCGCGUCGUCCGGCGCACCGACGCCGGCGGCGGCGGAAACGCACCGCAGCACGCCGUCCUCUACCUCGAGCGCUUCGUCGUGCGGUGCCGCCCCGUCGACGUCUACGCGGACCACGAGCUCGCGGCGACGCUCGUCGGCUGCCACGACGACGUCGCGCGCGGGCCCGCGGGCCCGCGGCGCGUGCGCCGCCGGCGCGCCGCGGCGGCGCCGGUAGCGCCCCUCGCGGAGCGGCGGCGGCGCGAGAGCGACGCGCUCCUCGCGGGCGCGGGCCGCGCGUCCGUCUACUGCUCCGCGGCGCGCCGCGUGGAAAUCGACCGCCGGUUCGGGACGUCCCGACCGAACUUUGAAAUGCUCUCGCUCGGUCCCAUCGACGCGGUGCGGCUCCACGCGCUCGACGUGCGGCUCACGCUCAAGGGCGGCCUGACGUCGACGGGCCGCGCCGAGGUGGCCCGCGCCUUCGGGGGCACGUCCCAGGUCGACGCCGCCGCCGCCGCCGUGGGCCAGCUCGACGCGACGGCGCUCGGCGUCGACGCGCUGCUCAUCGACGACGCGUACGCGGCCACCGCGGAGUCGCUCGGGCGCCGCGUCGCGCGCCACUACGCGCUCAACCUCCUGCGCCAGGUCCACCGGGUCUGCGGGUCCCUGGACCUCGUCACCAAGACGCCGCUCCACGUCGCGCGGGCCGUCGGCGGCGGGCUCGGCGACUUCUUGUGGCGGCCCGUCGAGGGCGCGGCGACGGGCUCCGCGCUCGGCUUAGCGUCGGGCGUCGCCCGGGGCACGGGGGCGCUCAUCGGCGGCGUCUACGACGGGUCCCUGGGCGCCGUGAGCUCGCUGACGGCGGGCGUGGGCGCGACGGUCGCCGCGCUGUCCAUGGACUCGAACUACGUCGCGAAACGCGCGAUCUCGCGCGCCGCGGAGCAGAACGCGAAGAAGGGCCGCAAGGGCGGCUCCGAGGCCGUCGCGCGCGAGGUCUACCGCGGCGCGUCCGAGCUCGGCGCGGGCAUUUUCGAUGGAUUGACGGGGGUGGUGGUCGAGCCGUACCGCGCGGCGUCGUCCGGCGGCGACGCCGCGGCGAUCGCGCGCGCGACGGCGCGCGGCCUGCUCGGCGUCGCCGUCAAGCCCGCCGUGGGGCUUUUGGACCUCGCGAACCGGGGCGUCGAGGGCGUCCGCGUCGCCGGCAAGGUCGUCCACGACACGUUCCAGGAGGCCGUCGCGACGGACGGCGCGGCCGCGGCCGCGGCCGCGCGGUCGCGCGCGGCGCCGCCGCGCGGCGGUUUGCGCGGCGGCGCCGGCGGCUGGGUGCGGCGCGCGCUGGACCUCGAGCCCCACUCGCCCUGGGCGCGCCUGUCCUUCGCGCGGCCUUUGGGGCCCCGCGGCGCCGUGACGCCGCUCGACGAGGGCGCGGCGUUCGCGCAGCAGUGCCUGAGGGUCGCGCGGCCGCACCGCCGACCGGACGGCGACGUCCGCGCGGGGCUGCGCCUCCUCUUCCACGUCAGCGUCGCGUGCGGCGACGGCGACGGCGCGUCGGCGACCGCGUGGACCGCGGCGGCCGGCGCGGCGGCGCCCGUCGCGGGCGACGGCGCCGCGCGGAGCGACCGCCGCGUCUGCGGCGCGCGCGACGGCUCCGACGACGAGGGCGACGUGCUCGUCGCCUACGUCGAGGACGCCGUCGCGGGCCUCGAGCGGCGCUGCGACGCCGUCUGGGAGGCGCGCCUCGACGACGUUGUGGGCGUCGCCGACGGCGGCGGCGGCGACGACGUCCGCGUGCUCGUCCGCGACGGGCCCGCCGACGGCGACGGCGGGCGGCGCCUCGCCAUCGGCGACGCCGCCGUGGCCCUCGAGGCGCGGCUCGCGCAGCGCCUCGCGCGGCCGCUCGGCGCCGCGGCCGCGCGCGCCGCGUGCCGCCUCGCCGCGCCGCCGGAGCUCGCGGAAGCGGACGUGCGCUGGCUCGGCAACCCGCCGCCCGCGUCCGGCGCGCGGCUCGGCGACCCGCCGGCGCUCCCGGGCGCGGGCCGGCGCUACGACGUCGAGCUCCGCGCCGGCGCGCUCUUCGCGUACGACGCCGGCGGCGCCGGCGACGCGCGGCGCCUCGCGCGCGUCGCCGCGCUCGCGGGCGCCGACGCGACGCUCCUCGCCGACGACGCGCGGCGCGGCGCGACGGAGCGCCUGCCCGCGGCGCUCCGGCCCGACGAGCUCCGGCGCGCCGCGCGCUUCGAGGCCCGCGCGGGCGCGCUCGACGCCGUCCGCGUCCGCUUCGCGCCGGGCGCGCGCGCGGACUACGCCGGCGAGCGCUGGCUCCGCGACGACGGCGACCUCGACGCGCUCGUGCUCCUCUUCCCGACGGAGGGCGCCGCGCGCGCGUGGGUCGCCGCGGCCGCGGCCGCGGCCGCCGGCGCCGGCGACGCGCCCGCGGACGUCGUCGCGCUGGGCGUCGCCUGCGGCGACCUCGACGCGCCGGCCAAGGCGCGCGUCGCCGCGGCGCUCCGGGCCGCGUUCGACGACGCGCGCCGGGGGCGGCCGCCGCCGGAGCCGCCGCGGCCCGAGCAGCCGGGGCUCCGGCCCGCGCGGAAGCCGCCGGCACGGGGGCCGCUCCACCGGAGCUCGGCCUACGUGUAA
This is a messenger RNA of Aureococcus anophagefferens, 9249 nucleotides long. RefSeq lists its product as hypothetical. Gene Ontology annotation, cellular component: extrinsic component of membrane. The record is from RefSeq and is a predicted model, not a curated record. NCBI's taxonomy places the organism in Eukaryota, Pelagophyceae, Pelagomonadales, Pelagomonadaceae. Bases 1 to 9249 code for a protein of 3082 amino acids. Gene Ontology annotation, biological process: protein targeting to vacuole; protein retention in Golgi apparatus. The transcript has 6 exons.